UUACAUAUAACUCUAUCUAGAGCUUCUCCUGAACCUUAAACUCUUUAUUAUAUCUUUCGUUACGUUAACGUUGGCCAAUAAUGAAGCUGCUCAUUAAGCUGUUCUUCAUUCUCAUGAUCGUUUUUGUAGAUUUCACCAUAUGUACUUAUGCUGCAUUAGCCCCAGAAUUAGAAGAUCUUGAUGACGAUAAUUAUGGAGAACUUGUUGUUCAAGAACAUAAUGAUCGUAAUAAUCUAGGAUCUUCUUCUGAUGAUAUAAAAGCUCAUCAAGUAGUGCAACGUUUCCUUUCGCAAAAGAAUAAGCGAAAGAAUCGCCGGCCAAAUUGCAAGAAGUUUCCGGGGAUUUGUGGAGCGAAAGGCAGCCCUGGGCCGAAUUGUUGCAAGAAGAAGUGUGUGGAUUUGGUGAGAGAUCGCCAAAACUGUGGCAAGUGUGGGAAGAAAUGCAAGUACAAUCAGAUAUGUUGCAAUGGCAAGUGUGUCAACCCUUCCUUUAACAAAAACCAUUGUGGUGCCUGCAACAAUAGCUGCAACAAUGGUGGCCUCUGUGCUUUUGGUCUUUGCAACUAUGCAUAGGACUCUAGUAUAUAUACACUCCUUCAUACGUGAUAUUGCAUACAUUCUUUAAUUAAUUUACAAGUUUGGGAUUGAACUUCUUUAAUAUGUGGAAAGAGAAGAAGACUCCUAUACAUAAAUGUGUCAUGUUAUAUUAGGGCAUUAAUGUUACUAAAUUUAUGAGCUAGCUAGCCUAGCCUUAUGCAGCAGUACCAAUAUACAAGCUUUAUAUUAAUUGUUAGUACUUAUGUGCUAUAUAUACAAUUUUUAGCUGUAGCUUUGUGAAAUUGAUUCAAUGUUAGUGUACGAUCCUCCUGUAUCAAAAUUAAUACAUACUAUUGUUUCACAGUA
Messenger RNA from Humulus lupulus (European hop), 902 nucleotides. Its product is annotated as stigma-specific STIG1-like protein 3. The record is from RefSeq and is a predicted model, not a curated record. The coding region runs from base 81 to 572 and encodes 163 amino acids. The transcript has a single exon. Lineage: Eukaryota; Viridiplantae; Streptophyta; Magnoliopsida; Rosales; Cannabaceae.